This is a messenger RNA of Scutellospora calospora, 1064 nucleotides long. The record is from the annotation of a GenBank genome assembly. NCBI's taxonomy places the organism in Eukaryota, Fungi, Glomeromycota, Glomeromycetes, Diversisporales, Gigasporaceae.
GUGACAUCCUUUUGAUUACAAAAAAAAAAGGAAUCUUGUUCAACUAUCAUAAACACGCAAGAACGAAUAAGAAAUUCAUCAAACGAAAGCAUAAAGAAUUAUCACUUUUAUGGUUAUCAUCUCGUCAAAAUCAAAUUUCUAAACGAUUAGAAACAAAACAAUUAGAAUCCGUAGUUGUGAUUGAUAAAAACCUUCCUGUACCGGAUAUUAUUGAUCAUAACUUAAACGGUAUAUCAAUAUCAUAUUCAUCUUUAUCGGUUUAUUUUCAGGAAAGAAAAGUGUCUCAACCGGACACCACUUCUCAUCUCCUUUUAACCACUUCUACGAUUGCUUAUUUGAAAGUGGAUAAAAUAUCAAUGGAAGAAAUAAUUCACACGAUACCAUCUCUUAAGCAAAAAGUUAAAACUUAUCAUCCAAAAUUCAUAUGUUUUAAUGGUAUGGCUGUUUACGAAGCAUUUAUGGAAUAUGAAUUUCGUAAUUUAAAAGUUUCACCAAUAAAUAUAAAGAAUAAAUGGAAAUUUGGGUUACAACCCAAUGUAAUUUCUUGGGAUACCAAAUCACCUUUGAGUUAUUCUCAAAAUAAUGCAAAUUUAUUAAAUCAAUCUGCAUCAGGGCAUACAAAAAUAUUUGUAAGCAUGUCAACAAGUGGACGUAUUAUGGAAGAUCAACGAGAUGAACAAAUCAAAUAUUUUAAAGAAUUGAAGAUUCUUUUAAAUUCUGAGAGAGGAUUACAAAGUGAAUCCGAAAUUCCUAAUGUUACAGAUCAAGAAAUGGAUUUUAAUCUUGAUAUCGAUAACCAAGGAAUAAAGAUGAAUAAUUUUGAUUCAUUCAAGAAUGUUAACUAUAUCAAAAAUAAUUCUGUUAAUAAAGCCGAAGAAGAAAUACUUAAAAUAAUUCAUAGUUUCCAAAAUGAAAUUGAAAUGAAUUAUUGUAUGGAUGAUCACGAAAGUCUCAAAAAUUCUUUCUUCUCGUCACAAAUAACAAUGAAGUAUUCCGAGCAAAGUGAUAAUAAAGAGCAGAGUGAAUUUACUCCACCUAAAUCGUUUAAGGCCGUAAAGUGGUAG